AUGGCUAGAACCAACUUCAGAGGUGUGUCAUGUUUGCAACAAACACGGUGUUCUUUCACGUAGCGUAUCCAACAAUUUUUCAAGUUAACAUUUCGUAAAGAAUGCUCGCGUUAGGACCUAAAAAGGACGGUGGACCCAACACGAAAUUUUUUGAGUCCCAGGAAAUCCUCACACAAUUGGAUGGAAUUAAACAAUGGCUCUUGAAAACCUGCAAAAAGUAUGUCCAAACGGAUCCUCCCACUAACAAAACUUUAGCUACAUUAGUAGUACAGUUAUUGCAAUUUCAAGAAGAUAAUUUAGGAAAGAAUGUUUCGAAACCUCCAAUGACAAGACUUCCUAUGAAAUGUUUCUUAGAUUUUAAACCUGGUGGUGGCUUAUGUCAUAUUCUUGCUACAGCAUAUCGUUUUAAACAAGAACAAGGAUGGCGUCGAUUCGACUUCCCUGUUGGAAAAUCAGGAUCGCGUAUGGACAGAACAGUGGAAAUGUUAAUGGCAGCUGAACGAGCCUUGGUACAGAAUCGUUGUAUGAUUAUACCAAGUGUAUAUGUUAGACCUGAUGUAGACAAAUCAACAGCUGUAAAAGUAAAAGAAGCAGUUCGGCGACAUCAAGGUAGUAUUGUUGAAAAUGAAGCAGAUGCAACACACAUAAUUUACCCUCCAGUUGAUCCUAUGGAAGAAGAGUAUGCACGACCUUGUAUGAGACGAGAAAGAUCUGUCCUUCUUCAUUGGUAUUAUUUCCCAGAUAGUUAUGAUUCUUGGACUACAUUAGAUCUCCCCUGGGACUUUCCAGAAGGUACACUUACAAAUACAAAUAUGAAAUCAGUAUACAAAGUAUCGGCAACGUGGGCGUUAGACUUGGAUCAGUAUAACGAAUGGAUGAACGAAGAAGACUAUGAAAUAGAUGAAAACGGUCAAAAGAAAAUACAUAAAUACCGACUUUCGGUAGAAGAUUUAAUGGCUCAGCCGUCUCAUCCUCCACCUUCAGCAAAGAAACCAAAAAGAAAACGAUCUCCUAGUCCAUCACCGAAACCAGGAAAACGUAAAAGUGCGAGAGCACCAUCAGGUGUUCAAAGUACUUCAUCUUCGUCAUCACUUACGACUCCAAAAAAAUCACGUGGUGGAGGAGAAGAAGAAGAUGAUCUCACUCAAGGAAUGGAAGAUCCACCGGCGGAACCUCGGAUCGUAGAAGUAGUUGCCACUCCUACGAAUCCUCCUGUCACUGGUCAAGGUAACAUUCCAACAAGUGGUUCUACUUUGACCACAACAGGCAGUAAAAAACAAGAUAACGAACUUCAACCGCUCAAAUCUGGUAAUAUGGCAGAUUUGGAUGAGCCUAUGGAAGGAGAUAAGGGAAGUUCUCAAAGCACUCAAGAUAGGGAGGAACGAGACACAAGCAAAGAAAGAGGAGAAGCGAAUAAAGGAGACGAACCAGAAGAUAAUGUUACUGAGCAAACGCAUCAUAUCGUUGUUCCUAGUUACUCAGCUUGGUUUGAUUAUAAUUCGAUUCAUACCAUAGAAAAGAGAGCUUUAUCCGAAUUUUUUAACGGUAAAAAUAAAUCUAAAACCCCGGAAAUUUAUCUUGCAUACAGAAAUUUUAUGAUCGAUACCUACAGAUUAAAUCCUACGGAAUAUAUCACAUCGACUGCUUGUAGACGUAACUUAGCAGGUGAUGUCUGUGCAAUUAUGCGUGUACAUGCAUUUUUGGAACAAUGGGGACUCAUUAACUACCAAGUGGACGCAGAAUCAAGACCGACACCUAUGGGACCACCUCCUACAUCACAUUUCCAUGUGUUGUCAGAUACUCCCUCGGGUUUGGCUCCAGUUAAUCCAAAUCCUCCAAAAACACCACAGCCUUCUGCCGCGAAAACAUUACUCGAUUUAGAGAAAAAAUCAUCUAGCCUAGGAACAGAGGAGAAAGCUACGGCCGGGGUGAUGGCAAACUUUGGAUUAAAAAUUGAUCAGUAUUCAAGAAAACCAGCGGUUUUGAAAAAUAAACAAGCUGCUGGUGCUACUCGUGAUUGGACAGAACAAGAAACGCUGUUACUAUUAGAAGGACUAGAAUUACAUAAAGAUGAUUGGAAUAAAGUUUGCGAACAUGUUGGUUCGAGAACGCAAGAUGAAUGUAUCUUGCAUUUCUUGCGGCUUCCCAUAGAAGAUCCAUAUUUAGAAGAAGGCGGUCCAGAAGGUCUAGGUCCAUUAGCUUAUCAACCAGUACCGUUUUCUAAAGCUGGCAAUCCAGUUAUGAGUACUGUGGCAUUUUUGGCCUCGGUCGUUGAUCCCAGAGUUGCUGCAAGUGCAGCCAAAGCUGCUAUGGAAGAAUUUGCAGCCAUUAAGGACCAAGUACCAGCAGCCUUACUAGACCAACACUUGAGAAAUGUUCAAGCUAGUGCCAAUUCUGAUGGGAAAUUUGAUCCAGCUGCAGGACUAGCACAAUCGGGUAUAGCUGGGACGGGACCACCCGAACCUCCAGAUGAUACAACACCAGCUUCAACUACUGGAAAUGUACCAGCAACAGUGGCUACAUCUCCACAUUCGGCAACAACAGCUUCUAUAGAAAUGAAAAAAGAGGAACAAGAAAAACCUAAAGAAUCUGAAAUUGACCAAAGUCAAUUAGAUAUAGCAAAGAAAGAAGAUGAGCUAAAAGAAACCGAAGAAGAUACAAAAUCAACUGUGGAUGCUGAGUCUAUGGAAGCGAAAGAAAAGAAAGAUAAGGUGGUACGAGAUGCUCAACUCCAAUCUGCAGCUGCAGCAGCAUUAGCGGCAGCUGCUGUUAAAGCAAAGCAUUUAGCAGCUGUAGAAGAACGUAAAAUUAAAUCUUUAGUGGCAUUGCUUGUUGAAACGCAAAUGAAAAAAUUGGAAAUUAAAUUACGUCAUUUUGAAGAACUGGAAACUACAAUGGAACGAGAACGUGAAGGUCUUGAAUAUCAGCGACAACAACUCAUUACAGAAAGACAACAGUUUCAUUUGGAACAGUUAAAAGCUGCGGAAUUCAGAGCUAGACAACAAGCACUUGGACGUUUAGCCCAAGAGCAGCAACAACAGCAACAAAAUCAACAUCCUACAUGGCAACCUGCUGCACAACAACAACAGCAACAGCAACCGCCAAGUCCACAACCGCCAGGUCAACAACCACCACCGCACACGCCUCCGCAACAGACAUAA
This is a messenger RNA of Heterotrigona itama, 3161 nucleotides long. The record is from the annotation of a GenBank genome assembly. Lineage: Eukaryota; Metazoa; Arthropoda; Insecta; Hymenoptera; Apidae.